Messenger RNA from Scophthalmus maximus (turbot), 3703 nucleotides. It is a transcript of the gene vapb, whose product is annotated as VAMP (vesicle-associated membrane protein)-associated protein B and C. Gene Ontology annotation, biological process: endoplasmic reticulum membrane organization. Gene Ontology annotation, molecular function: FFAT motif binding. Lineage: Eukaryota; Metazoa; Chordata; Actinopteri; Pleuronectiformes; Scophthalmidae. Gene Ontology annotation, cellular component: plasma membrane; endoplasmic reticulum membrane. Bases 355 to 1086 code for a protein of 243 amino acids. The transcript is spliced from 7 exons. The record is from RefSeq and is a predicted model, not a curated record.
UUCCAGUGAUCUGAUUGGUCAGAUCCUUUGCGACAGGUUGAAUUGCUUUGAUCUCUUAUCUUUCGAACUUCACCUGCUCCGGAGGCAGGUUAGCCGUUCGGCAUAAGUUACCAUGGUGAUUUACCCCGAGGCAGUGACGUCGCCGCGCUGUCUCUCGCUCCCUUCCUGCUGCAUCACAACAGCCGCUAGCUGCUCGAGUAGCACCAGUGACAGGGGGUGGGAACGGGACAUCCACCGCCGAUUCAUUGACAGAAUAACACCGCGGACCUCGCAGCGCCCGACAACGUCCCUGACACGGGGCUGACCGACGGGAAGUGGUUGCAGUGCGAUAAACCCCGCUCCAGCUGCUGGGACAUGGCCAGGCCGGAACAGGUUCUGCUCUUGGAGCCGCCGCACGAACUGAAAUUCAGAGGUCCAUUCUCAGACGUGGUCACCACAAAUCUCAAGCUCGCCAACCCUACAGACAGGAAUGUUUGCUUCAAAGUGAAGACGACGGCGCCGCGCCGGUACUGUGUGCGGCCAAACAGCGGAAUUAUCGAUGCAGGCACCUCAAUCAAUGUCUCAGUAAUGCUGCAGCCUUUUGACUAUGACCCCAAUGAGAAGAGCAAACACAAGUUCAUGGUCCAGUCCCUGCUAGCACCUCCUGACAUGACCGACAUGGAGGGAGUGUGGAAGGAGGCUAAGCCAGAUGAGCUGAUGGACUCCAAGCUGAGGUGUGUUUUUGAGCUGCCAUCGGAGAACGAAAAAUCGCACGACAUGGAGUCCAACAAGAUGAUUUCGUCCAGCUUGCUGAAGUCAGAGUCCUCCGCGCUGCCCGUGAAGUCCCUGAGCUCCACCCUGGAUGACGGGGAGGUAAAGAAGAUCAUGGAGGAGUGUAAGAGGCUGCAGAUGGAGGCUCAGAGGCUACGGGAAGAAAACAAACAGAUUAGGGAGGACGAUGGUCUGCGGAUGAGGAAGAGUAACAUGAUGUCGUCUCAGCACCCCUCCAUGGGCAUGAAGAAAGAGGAAGGGUUGAGCGCCCGCACUGUGGCCCUCGUUAUUCUUUUCUUUGUGGUGGGCGUCAUCGUGGGCAAGUUGGUCUUGUAGAGCGCGGAGCAGUUUGCUCGGCCGCAGCAUGCUUUCAGGGGGAUGAAAACAAAACAAGGGAUCUGGGAUUUUGGAUCAGAACAUUUUCUGGGUGGGGGGUGGACAGUCAAAACUUUUGAUUCAGUCUAAUUUAUGUAAAACAAAGAAUUUCAAAGUUAAUGUAUGAGAAAAAAAUUUAAAAAAUCAUCUUAUGAACAAAUCUACUGUUACAGGUCUUGCCUCUACGUAAUCAUCAGACUCAUUCUGGCCCUCUUCCCAAAGUUUCAUGUAUACAGAUGACGGGUUCUGUGGGUGGGGUGUGAUGGAAACAUGAUUCAGUGCUCUGGAUUCAGACGAAUGGAUUUUUUUUAACACCGACGAGGUAGUGUUGGUGCAAUUGAGUCAGUUUGCAAAUGUGUGAUUGUCAUUUUUGUGUAUUGUUUGUUUUUUUCCUAAAUGAUGGAGGCAAGAGCUUACGUGUGUGUAUAUAUAUAUAUAUAUAUGUAUAUAUAUAUAUGUAUAUAUAUGUAUGUAUGUAUACCUAACCCCCCCACCACAACAACCCCAGUACAGUAUAUCCAGGUUUUCCUUCCAGCUAAACCCCCUUUAAGAAAGGGAUUUACCAGACAGAAUGGAUCCACACAGUCGGGGUUUCACACAGGGCUAUCAAACUGACUCCUCCAAUCAGAGGCUUGUAAAAUCAGCUCGUCUUUGAUUGCAGAACCUCGAUCGGUGUAUGAAACACUACUAAUUUCUCUCUUCCAUGUUACUUUUAUUUUCUUUCUUACCUUAUUCCCGUCACCUGGUGUUCACCACGUCCCCGGUUGUCAGAAGGGGGAGGUUCAAUUGCAUGAAUUCACACAGAGUUUUGUUUCUGGACUUUUGAAUCUUAAUUUAAUUGCUUUUAUAAUUGUGAUAAUAAUAAUGUCAUUGGGCUGUAGGUUUGCACAACUCCAUUUUCAGAUUUUCUUUGUCUCUCUCUUUUCUGUUCUAUGAUUUAAUUAUUUUGUUUGUUUGUUUUGUUUGUUUUGUCUUAGGGUUGAAGCAUUUAAGAAUAUUGCGCCUGCCAGAAAUGAGAUUUGUAUGGAUUUAAUCAUUUCUGUAGAUGUUCUCCAGAUGAAACCCUUGCCUUGUGACCUGUUUGGGCAAGUUAUUCUCAGGCCAAGAAGGAGGUAUAUAUAUACAGUACAUUAACACGCACACACACAUAUAUAUAUAUAUAUAUAUACUUAAAUACAUGCACACACAAAUACACAAAAAGCAUGUAUACAUAUGGUGAGAAACCACAAAUGAACAUUAGGUGCAUGUAGAGGUGAAAGGUUUUGUUUUCCUGACAACAUCCACACCACCAUGGUUCUGCCACUGUGUCCUAACAAAAGGACCAUGGUCUUUUCCAGCUUUUUUUUUCUUCUCAUAUUUUCCUACUGAGCCAUACAUUUGUUGACAUUCUGUUUUCUUUUGGGCAAAUGUAUGUCACGGAUGGAGUGAGUGUUCAAAGCCGACUACGGCUUCUCCACUGCUGCUCUUUUAGCCGUUUUUCUGUUUUCACUCCACUUGCAAGGCCUUCUUUUGGUGUUUGUUCAGCAUUUAACCAUGACUCAUUAAUGUUAUAUCUUCACUGGAUUUGAAGUUUGUGUUCGUUUUUUUAAAUGCACCAAGUUUGGGAGCGUUACUCCUCCUUUGAUCUUCCUGCAGCUUACGACAAUUUUUUUCUCCCCAAGCUAGAGGGGGUACAAAAAAAAAAUAACAGCUAUAGCCUCGAAGGGAUCACACAAUGACAUUGUACUGUUUCAGAGCCAAUUGUUAUUUUUUUGUGUUAAAAAUAAAUAUCUCCAAAUUUUGAGGGAAAAGGCAGUUGAGAGUGUCACUGCAUUGUUUGAAGAAGAAAAAAGACCCAUGUCUUACGUCCAAUCCCGGUGUGUCCACGUCAGAUGAGCGAGCAGGGGUGAAAUCCCCUUGGCUAAACUAAAUGUAAAAGAUUACAAAGCGCCACCGUCUUUCCAUGUUAAGCAGAGUGGAAGAUGAUACAAUUAGCCGGCGGGUAAAGAGAUUAAAAUGAACAUGAGUAUGUGUUUCUACUGUAUCUCUUUAAACGUUGUUGCGUUGAGUAUGACUUGCUGCUUAGAGGGAGGGCAGAGCAGACCUGAGCUACAGUCCCGUCCUGGGUUAUCGGGCCUGGGUCGCACAGUACUUACAGAACAUUCUUCUUGUCCAGUGAAUCCUGGUCGGAGUAUUGGAACAUUUUAAUGCAAGGAGAAAAAAAAACUUCCAAUUACCAGACUAUACUGUUAAGAGGUUCAUACUUUUAUCACUGCUGCAGUAAAACCUCACCAGUGUUGGUUCUCCAAGAAGGAUUUAAACAAAAAGAAAAAUAAUCAAAUGUAAAUACUAACGGAUCCAGGCCCCGUUGUGAAACACACUAAACGGACUCGUCCUGGAGUCUCUGACCAUCACCAUGAACAAUGUAAGCAGUCGGGGAAACUGUUUUGUAUGUACAUAAAUAAAUAAAUAAAUGAAUAAAUAACUCUAUCCGAGAAGAAGAUUAAUAUUCCUAGUCAAGUAGUCUCUCUGGUGUAUAAAUACAACCCAACCUGGUUGGACUAUGUAGCAUCUUAACAAAUUAAAUGAAUGAAACCCA